AAUAACCGAAAAUUGAUGGAUGGAUCUUCCAUUUGGGUAUGACCGACGUCGUUCGUAGUCUACUCACAAGUUAGAGCUAGAGCUCUCGCAACCGUUGGCUUGCUUGUUCGGGCAUAGAAGGCGCCGACCUGAAAUGUACUUUUCGAAUGAUACAUCUAUCACAUAAGAAAAUGCGUGUGAUGAGACGAGAAGGCCAGCCCAUCGUUUGGAGCAGCGUUGCAAUAAGUUGGCUCGAAGGGUCGCAAGGCGUUGCGAAGUCCUCAAUAAAAUAUUGUGACUUGAUUGAGAGGUCGGAGACUUCUUUGUAGUACACACGGUUGACCCGAGGGAGACGGGGACUAGGAGGACGGUUGCGAACUCCUUCGCAGGUUCGAUCGAGGGACUAAAGUAAUUUCAGACGCGUCCAUUUUCCCUCUCGCUUUUCACCUGAUCACACUAUCCGGCGCGUUCCUACGCAACAUGCCAGGGUGCAAGGGCCCAUCGUUCUUUCCAGCAAAUUUAAGCAGCAUUCCCCGAAUAAGUUCCACGUCCACUCCCGUCAGUCUCGGGAGGGCGUCUGGAGCAUCAUGCUCGGUGUCAGGAUCUGCAAACCGCGCCAUAAUAAACACGAUCGGUGGGAGGCCGGAAGGAUCCAGUAUAGCUUUCUCCGCCAUGAAGCAUAAAGUGUGAGAGGCAAUAAGGCUGACUCGUGCGUCGAGGCGAGCCGAGAUUUGACUCUACCACGGGGAAGUUUGACAAUAGACGGAAGCAAAACGCGGGGUGAUGUCACAUCACCUGCCAAACUCACCCGAUCCACGAAAGGAAGCGAAUGAUUCACACCGAAUCGGAUGUCACCUGUAAGAUCCAGGCCUUGUUCUCCCAUUGUUCUGUCUCUUUAUAACGACGACGUACCCGCGGCCACACCCUGGGUCGUUCUCUUUCUUCUACACUUCCCUUUACCAUCCAACUCGCCAUUAGCCCGUGUUCAUCGCCCUUCAGGCGCCUAGUCCCCAUCUGGCAUCUAUCUGCAAGUGGCACUGGUGUGACUUUUCGUGCCAACCUUCGUCUCCAAGCGCACUGCAUCUCCUCCUGCUACGUGAGGACAACGCCCUUUCUUAGGCACCUCUUUCAUUCGUUUCCGCACCUGUGGACCACGCACUCCACCGGUGCCUAGUCGGAGUGGCGUCUGAAGGAGCAGAGGUAUAAGUGCUCGGCUCAACUCUCAACGAUGCACAGUCCAAGCACCGAGUCGUUCUUCUUCCAUCCGAACUUCGUGCGGGCGUCGUCUCCAAUCGAGAUUCCGAGGCGCACCGACGAGAUGCAAGCAGGCACCCGUAACACUGGAUCUUCCGAACGUCCUCUGUCGCCUGAGCUCAUUUUCGAGCUGGAAUUGGCCUCGUGGGACUCGGCACUGAAUACAAACUACACAUACGGUCUCACUCUCACACGAAGUCCCCAGGAAGAUUCGGGUGCCCUUCUCUAUACCUUUCCUCGCGUCUCUUCCCGUCACGCAGGACACGCAGACCUCGCCCUUCCCCUCGCGAGCCAGGUCUUGGCACCUAUUCCUAUCGCUCAUCAGGUCAUUCAUCGGAAAAUAGAGACACCGCCUUCUCACAACUGUGACGGGGCACGACCACACCUGCCCUCGGACCCUUCUCAUGCCAUCCGUGCGGUUCCCGUGCAUCGCAUCGCCGGUUUCACUCCCGAGCCUAGUCCCAGCCCUUCCGAACGAGAACCGCGUGAAAAUCCCCACUCUGACUCCGCGUUUUGCCCCUCCGACUCUGUUGCAUCUCAGCGACACUCUGAAUGGCAAACGAAGAACGUGUCUUCCAAAGACGGGCGCUCAUCGCAGCCGGAGACUCGCGGUUCUCGGAGACACCGGCCUGCCCCGCUGCGUCGCUCGUCCUCGACGUCGCAUCAUGGCUGGCAGGAUGAAGACUCCUUCGCUAAUUUCCUGCGGCGGAGACUGGAGAGCCGGUUCCGGCCUGUCGUUUACCAUUCCUUCCGAAGCGGCGACCUUCAAGCCAAAUGAACACUUCUCGUUAUCGUCAUCAGCAGUGAGUAAGGCUCGAAUCGUUUUGCGACUUUGGAGCUGACGACAUGCAGUUUACUUCAUCGCAUCCAUAGAUCAAUCAAGCGCGACGUUCUUGUCGCUUAGACCAGGCAACAAAAAGGGCAGAAACUUGUGAUUUCCCUCGCCCACUCGGCACUCUCCUUCGUCUUUUAAAUCCACCUCUUUUUGACAUCGCAUCAUCAGCAUUGGCAUAUCACACUUAGAGCAUCACCACACACAACCACCUUGUAACGCAUAGAUAGAAAAUGAAUCGUUUGAGUCUGUAA
This is a messenger RNA of Mycena citricolor, 2319 nucleotides long. NCBI's taxonomy places the organism in Eukaryota, Fungi, Basidiomycota, Agaricomycetes, Agaricales, Mycenaceae. The record is from the annotation of a GenBank genome assembly.